Alnus glutinosa is the source of this 1816-nucleotide messenger RNA. RefSeq names its product aluminum-activated malate transporter 8-like. Bases 98 to 1576 code for a protein of 492 amino acids. NCBI's taxonomy places the organism in Eukaryota, Viridiplantae, Streptophyta, Magnoliopsida, Fagales, Betulaceae. The transcript is spliced from 5 exons. Gene Ontology annotation, biological process: malate transport. Gene Ontology annotation, cellular component: plant-type vacuole membrane. The record is from RefSeq and is a predicted model, not a curated record.
CAUGUAGAGAUGCACCAAGAGCCAUUUUCUCCCACCCAAGCAUCUUUCUCUACACCCAGCUAUAGCUAGCUUUUAACUUGCUUAAUUAUCAUUAGCCAUGGAAAUUGAUCAUCAGGCUGCAGCAGCAACUCAAAAGAAGCCAGAGUUUUUUGGCCGUGGUUUCGGGUGGCUCAAGAACAAGGCUGUGAAGGUUGCAAAGAGCACAAAGAAGCUCGGACAAGACGACCCAAGACGAGUCAUCCACUCCCUAAAGGUUGGACUGGCUCUCACCCUGGUUUCCUUGUUAUACAAUUGGAGACCUCUCUACGAUGGUUUUGGUGUUUCAGGAAUGUGGGCUGUGCUGACUGUCGUAGUAGUCUUCGAAUUCACUGUUGGUGCAACCCUCAGCAAAUCUUUAAAUAGAGGUUUUGCCACAUUAUUUGCUGGUGCUCUCGGCCUUGGAGCUCAACAUUUAGCUUCUCUUGGUGGCCAGAAAGGACGACCCAUUGUCCUUGGGACCCUUGUUUUCUUACUAACUGCAGCAUCAUCAUUCACUCGAUUCAUUCCACGGAUCAGGGCAAGAUAUGACUAUGGGGUGUUGAUUUUUAUAUUGACAUUUAGCUUGGUAACAGUCUCAGGUUAUCGGAUUCAAGAAAUCUUACAGCUUGCCAAUCAAAGAUUCUCCACCAUACUUGUAGGCGGAGCCACCUGCAUAAUUAUAUCCAUAUUUGUUUGUCCGGUAUGGGCCGGCGAAGAUCUUCACAAAUUAAUGGCUUCCAAUCUAGAAAAGCUUGCAAACUAUCUAGAAGGUUUUGGAGGUGAAUAUUUUCACGACUGCGAGAAUAUUGAAGGGAUUGCGGAGGCGUCUAUGGGUGAUAAGGCACUUCUGCAAGGUUAUAAAAGUGUCCUUAAUUCAAAAAGCACCGAAGAAUCGUGGGCGAAUUUUGCAAGAUGGGAACCAGGACAUGGCCGUUUUCACUUCCGACAUCCAUGGAAACAGUACCUGAAGAUUGGAGCCCUUGCUCGGCAAUGUGCUUACCAUAUUGAAGCUCUCAAUGGCUACAUCAACUCUGAUAUUCAGGAACCAUUGGAAUUCCGAAAUAAAAUUCAAGAAUUAAGCAAGAGGAUGAGCUCAGAAUCCAGCAAGGCAUUAAAAGCGUUAGCAUUGGCAAUAAAAACAAUGACAGACCCUUCAGCCGCCAAUCCCCAUGUGGAAAAUUCUAAAACCACCAUUAACGACCUAAAAACAGCACUUAAAGCUGCCACGUUGGAGAAUGUAGACGUCCUUGCCAUUAUUCCAUUUGCCUCGGUUGCUUCAAUACUAAUAGAAAUCACCAGAUGUGUGGAGAAAAUCUCUGAGUCGGUCCACGAGCUUGCUGACCUGGCACAUUUCAAGACUAGUACUGUUGAACGACCCACUGUAUCACCGGAGAAACCACAACUACUUCACCGUGGAAGCGUAAAACCUGUACUUUUGGAUAGUGAUAGUGACGGUGACGAUGUUGUAAUCACAGUGCAUGAAAAGAACGUGGAUUCACGAGAAAUUAAUGAGCAGGUUUCUCAGGCGCCAAACACUGGCCAACGACUUCAAGUGUAAAUAUUUGUCACUGACACGUACGUGACUAUUUUUUAGAACUGUCGUCGAAGAAGGAAGAAAUAUGAGCAACCCUUCCCUCUUUAUGUAUUUUAAUCUUUUUAUCGAUUCCUGCUCGUAUUUGCUUAAUUAUUAGCAGAAAAAUGCUCUUUGUAGAGGUAUAUGGUGCUUUUCUCAACCAUAUGUGAAUGAUAAUGCUAUUUGUACAUUUUUUUUAUAUAUAUAUACAUCUCUUUGUACGUA